Molecule: messenger RNA, 663 nt
Organism: Strongylus vulgaris
Lineage: Eukaryota; Metazoa; Nematoda; Chromadorea; Rhabditida; Strongylidae
Source: the annotation of a GenBank genome assembly
GAGGCGAUUGUUGGAGUCAAUUUAACAAACAUUAUCGGUAAUGCUACUAAUUGUUUGAAAUUUGACGAAAACGGCUACUGUUUGGAGAGCACCAACUACAGCGUUGCCGUAGCCGGUAUCCGGUACGAUAAACUAUACGGUAUAACGUUUUGUGCCGUGAAGGAUCCCAGAAAUAUAACCAUUCCUGAUUUGACGAGAGCUAGCAGGGCUUUCAAACCUAGAGCAGACAAAGUUUUUAUAAGAACUAUACCAGACCAUGUGGAUAUAUUCAUUGGUAUCGCUGUCGGAGCUGCAAAUCUGUUGGUAUUGGUUACUAUCAUCAUCUGCUGUCACAUGACUAGGAAACAGAAGAAAGAGAAUAAACUGUAUCAGCUGAAGCUAGCGCAACAUGACAUUUGGGAGAUUGAUCGUCGUAAUCUAAUAAUUCACGAGGAAAUGAAGCUCGGUUCUGGGGCGUUCGGAACAGUUUAUCGAGGUAAUCUUCUUGGCAACUCAGUUACAGAGAAGCAUCCUACAUCUCCAUUAGGUGUCAAUUUGAUGAGAGCUAAAAAUUGCCAGGUUGCCGUGAAAAUGCUACCAGAAUGCGCUGAUGAUGUGUCCAGAGGCGAAUUUCUGAGAGAAAUUAGACUUAUGAAAACACUUGGAUAUCAUGAAAGGCAGUAA